Zymoseptoria tritici IPO323 is the source of this 1722-nucleotide messenger RNA. RefSeq lists its product as uncharacterized. The transcript is spliced from 2 exons. The coding region runs from base 1 to 1722 and encodes 573 amino acids. Gene Ontology annotation, cellular component: cytoplasm. The record is from RefSeq and is a predicted model, not a curated record. Lineage: Eukaryota; Fungi; Ascomycota; Dothideomycetes; Mycosphaerellales; Mycosphaerellaceae.
AUGCCCGCAAUCAUGGAAGAGGAAGAGUCGUCAACAGCUCCAGCCGUCCUGCCAUUCCCACCAGUCACCAAAUCCCACAUCAUGCACUGCUCGUUCCACUCCUGGCAUCCCAAGUACCGCACGAUUACCCCGAAGGCCCGCCUAAUUCGCCUCACGAAGCCAUUUUUGGACUACCUUCGCGCAGACGGCAUUAUCCUACCGUCCGACGACGCCGAAAACGACGAAAGCGACAGCGGGUUCUACUCGGCCAGUGAUGCUCAAGAGGAGGACGAUUCAGAUGAUGACGAUGUCGAUAUCGCGGCAGACUGGAGAGAAGUACAUGAGACGAUCCAGAGCACCAUUGAAGAGCUGGGCGGCAAAGUGGUACCCAAACUCAACUGGUCCGCGCCCAAGGAUGCAACAUGGAUGAACGCAAAUACUAUGGAAUGCCGCACGCCAAACGACGUGUAUCUCCUGUUAAAGAGCUCUGAUUUUGUUACAUGGGACUUGGAACACGCUUUCGACGACUGCGUGGAGUCGCCAGAUUCAGAGCUCAGUCAAGACGACAUACCUUUCCACCUCGUCCUUCGCAAGAGCGUGCCGACCUUCAACCCUUCUGUGGAAUUCAGAUGUUUUGUCAGAGAGCGAAAGCUAUUGUGCAUCUGCCAGCGAGACCUGAAUCACUACGACUUUCUGGAAAAGAUGCAAGGACAACUACAAUCGAUGAUCAAGGAGUUCUUCGACGUCAGACUACGAGAUUCAUUUCCAGAUGAGAGCUUCGUGUUCGACGUCUACAUUCCGCAACCCUUCAAUCGAGUAUGGCUGGUCGAUGUCAAUCCUUGGGCUCCGCGCACGGAUCCCAUCUUGUUCAGCUGGCUGGAACUUCUCGACAUGCAAGCACCGCAGGAGCCAGAGUUCUCUGAUGCGAGCCAUGACUUCGUCCGGCUAUCGAUUGCAGGAACCGAUCAGACAGCCGCUACACCGACCGGAGAUGCUGGGUCUCACUCCGAUUCAGACAGUGACGAAGAUGAGGAUGCUGAUGAGGAGUUAUGGCUGCCGGAGCUGAGACUUGUACGGAAGUCUGACCCUGAAGCCUAUAACUUUAGUACCCAGCAAUACAGCGCGCAUAAGCUGCCGAAAGAUGUCGUCGACGCUAGUCAAAGUGAUAACGACACAUCACUCGAAGAAAACAACCUCAUUGUGAGGAGAUCAAUAUCACCCUCGAAACAGCACAACACGGACCAAGUCAUGGAAUCCGAAGCUUUCUGGACUAUCGAGACUAUCAACGAUGCACGAUCUCGCUGGAUAACACUUCAAACACGCUCAAAUUGGACCUUCAGAGUGCUUUGUCCGGUCCUGACCGUCCUCGCCCUCGCAGCGUCAAGAGUCCUCUCCGAACCGAUACCAAUCUGGUCCAUGUCUCUAAUCUGGGCGUCCUGGUGGUUCGCAGAUGCCGCCCUGGAAGUCCUCGCGCACACCGGCUGGAGCGUUCGACUGCCCGGCGUCCAAGAACCUACAUGCGUCGUGCCGAAAAUCCUCCCCAACACGGCACAUCUCAGCGUUCUCGUGGAGGGACACGAGAAGACUUGGCCGAGGGAGAGGGAUGUCAUUGUGGCUUGGUGGAGGAAGGGUUUGAGAGGGUGUGGAUGGGAAGCUGCGCCGGAUAGCAGGUGGUUCAGUGGGGUGUUGGUUGGAGUGGUGUAUCUGACUGCAAUGGCGGUCAUGUUCAGCAGUUCGCGGUGA